Molecule: messenger RNA, 4512 nt
Organism: Peniophora sp. CBMAI 1063
Lineage: Eukaryota; Fungi; Basidiomycota; Agaricomycetes; Russulales; Peniophoraceae
Source: the annotation of a GenBank genome assembly
AUGGCGGUGCCGCAGACGGUGCUGACGUCGAGUCUCCGACUCGACAAUGUUGGUGCCACUCGACCUGCAGAGCUCCUGGUGCCCGCAUAUGCAUCGGCUGUAUCUCUAGGUCUGCUAACGCUGACCGCCGUAUACGCGUUCGCAACGCGUCGCUCGACCAAAGACGGUUCUACGGGUUUUGAGGCCGAUGCUACCGACUCUAGCGCCAACGGGCUAUCCGAACAAAAGCGACCCUCGCCCGUGUCUGUGCUCGGCGGUACAGCUGCGGUAGCAUGGAAAGUUCUCCGAGCGCUCUGCGUAGUCUCACUUCUUGGCCUCAGUAUCGCGGACGUUCUGCAGUCGAACACGAACGCUAACAAGGCGCUAACCGCCACAUAUACUUACGCCUCCGUUCUGGCGGCAGCAUCCCUGACGCCUAUCGCAGGCGUAUCCCGACAUGCAUCAUUGCACCUGGCUGCAGUCUUACUGGUCACCUUUGCUGUAUACCUGUAUCGCGACGUCUGGCCUCUGAUGACAUACCCACUGGUACCUGCCGACCAAUUUGAAGGCGCACAGCUCUGGGCUAAGGUCGCCCUCUUGUUCGUUGCCAGUUUCGUCGCGCCCAUGGCCACUCCGCGGCGCUAUAUCCCGUAUGACCCAAAGGAGCCCUCUACGCCGAAUCCGGUCCAGACGGCCUCGCUCUUUGAGCUCGCGCUGCUCAGCUACUGCGAUCCGCUCGUUUGGAAAGCGUACCGCUCAGGCCAUUUGCCGUACGAGGAGUUUCCUCCGUUGCCGGAUUACGAUCAAACGGGUCACCUCGUCGAACGCAGCUUUCCCCAUCUCGAUCGAUUCUCCGGCGCGAAAGGCUCACUCUUCUGGGGCCUGGUGAAAGUCUUCGGUCGAGAGUACUGCCUAAUUGCCGUCAGUCUCGUCAUGAAAGUGAUCGGCAGCUUUCUCGGACCUCUGGGCGUCAACCGACUGCUGUCGUACCUCGGACACGGCGGCGAAGACGCGUUCGUACGCCCGUGGGUCUGGGUUCUUGCGCUUUUUCUCGACCCUGUACUCGGCACUUUCGGCGUCUCGUGGUACAUGUAUCUUACCUCGAUGACGCUCGUCCGUAUCGAGGCCAUCUUCACUUCGCUCGUCUUCGAGCACGCACUGCGUAUUCGACCAAGCGCCGACACCGGUUCUACCGAGGCGCCGUCUCAUGAAGGGUCCGUGGAUGGAGAUGCAGCUUCUACGAGCGGCGAUACCAGUACGAAGAGCAGAAAUCUCGCGGGCAAGCUCAACAACCUUAUUUCGACGGACCUGAACAACAUCACGCUCGGAAAGGAGGUUAUGAUGCUCGUGUUUUAUGCACCUUUGAUGACUGCCUUCGCAAUUUGGUUCUUAUAUGUGAUCCUAGGCUGGAGUGCCUUUGUCGGCAUCGCCGUGAUGGUUCUACUUCUUCCGCUUCCCGGCUAUCUCACCGCGUCCUUGCAUGGCGUUCAAGAGUCAACGAUGAAAAGGACUGAUGCGCGCGUGCAAGUCGUCACCGAGAUCAUGAACGUCAUCCGCAUGGUCAAGCUCUUUGGAUGGGAACGCAAGAUCAACGAGCGAAUCUCAGCAACGCGCAAAGAGGAGCUGAAGAGUGUUCGCAAACGCGAGAUAUUGACAAUGAUGAUACAUGUCUUGCAGUACAUUAUACCUCUUCUCCAAAUGCUCGCAUCAUUCAUCGCCUAUACCGUCGUCAUGAAGAAAGAAUUGACACCUGCCAUCGUCUUCUCCGCCAUCUCCGUCUUCGAGAUACUACAAGGACAGCUCAUGAACUUGACGUGGUGGACUCCUCAGAUGGUACAAGCGAAGGUCUCGUUGGACCGCGUGCAGAACUUCUUGAGAGAGACCGAACUCUUGGAUGAAUAUACCGGAGACCAGGAGAACUACCUGCCAUACGACGUGCAGCGCGUCAACGCAAUAGGGUUCCACAACGCUCGGUUCACUUGGUCCGUUGACGACGGCACUAGCACGCUGAGGCGGCGCUUCGCUCUCUCCCUGUCGGGCGAUGUACUCUUUAAGCCGGGAUGCAUCAACCUCAUCGUCGGUCCGACGGGAUCUGGCAAGACGUCCAUACUCAUGGGUCUUCUCGGCGAGAUGCACUUCGACCCACUCGAAACCGGCGGCUGGUUCAACUUACCGCGGGGUCAAGGAGUGGCAUAUGCGGCGCAGGAGCCGUGGAUCCAGAAUGAAACGAUCAAGGACAACAUUCUCUUCGGGGCGCCCUUCGACGAGACACGGUACAAGAAGACGCUACAUCAAUGUGGUCUGGAGCCGGACGUCGCUCUGUUCGAGGCUAGCGAUAUGACUGAGGUUGGCGAGAAGGGUUUGACGCUUAGCGGCGGACAGAAGGCGCGGGUCAGUCUGGCGCGCGCUGUCUACAGUUCUGCCCGUAUCCUUGUCCUCGACGACGUACUCGCAGCGCUGGACGUGCACACCGCCAAAUGGAUUGUCGACAAGUGCCUCAAGGGUGAUCUUAUCGUAGGACGUACAGUCAUACUCGUUACCCACAACAUCGCUAUAACGGCGCCGAUUGCCGAACACGUCAUAUCUCUCGACAAUGGUCGGGUUGUAGCUCAAGGCUCGAUCUCAGCGGUUCUGGACACUGACACGUCCCUCGCGAGCAAGAUCAAAGAGGUCAAGGAGGCGCUGAAAGAUACGAAGGAAGAACAGGGAGAGGAGCUGACCGAAGAGAAGGCACCUGCCACGAAAGCCGAUGGGAAGCUUGUUCUCGCUGAAGAGCUGGCUGAGGGGACCAUUACUUGGGCUGCUCUACGACUCUUCUUCGAUGGACUGGGCGGUUCGGUCUUCUGGACGUUGUUCAUAGGAGGAUACAUCGUCAACGCCGUACUCCAAUCCGUGACGGUCUGGUUUCUCGGGUACUGGUCGGAGCAGUACGAUCUCCAUCCGGCUUCCGAUGUCAGCGCACCAUUGUACCUGUCCGGUUACGCACUAAUCAUCCUGGUCACUGUCAUCGUAUACGCAGCGACAAACGUGCUGUGGAUCUUCAGCUUCCUCAAUAGCUGUCAGGCAAUACAUGUCCGUCUCGUAUCAGCCGUGCUAGGCACCACUCUUCGUGUGCUGGACUCUACUCCGAUCUCCAGGGUGAUCACACGCUGUACGCAAGACAUCAGCCAGCUGGAUGGUCCUUUCCCUCAGGCGUUUGUUUGGUUCGUCGAGAUGACUACCGUCAUGUUGAUCAAGCUUGCGUCUGUCGUUCUGUUCACCCCUCCAUUCUUGGCUCCCGGCCUCGUGACCGUCUUGCUUGGUGGAUGGUUGGGAAGGGUAUACGUUGGAGCGCAGAUGUCGAUCAAGAGAGAGAUGUCGAGUAGCAAAGCGCCUGUUAUUGGUCACUUCGGCGCUGCUGUUUCAGGCCUGACCUCUAUCCGUGCCUAUGGCGCACAGACAGCUUUCAGAGCAGAGUCCUAUCGCCGUAUCAAUAAGUACACUCGCACAGCGACCGCCUACUUUGAUAUGGAUCGGUGGAUCCACAUUCGCAUGGACUUCCUUGCCGGACUGUUCGUCGCAACACUUGGGCUUUACAUCGUAUAUGGCCCUGGACGUACAGGUAUCCUGGCUUCCGACGUCGGAUUUUCGUUGUCCAUGGCAGUGAGCUUCGCUAGUUCUAUUCUUUACUGGAUCCGUGUGAUGAACAUGGUCGAGAUAUCGGAACCAAAAGCGACCGAGGACGGUGUGCCACCUGCGUACUGGCCAUCUUCGGGUGAACUUCGCGUCGAAAACCUGUCAGCCAGGUACUCAAAGGACUCCCCUGAAAUUCUACACGACCUCAGUUUCACUAUCAAGUCCGGCGAACGCAUCGGGAUCGUAGGGCGAACUGGUAGCGGCAAGAGCUCCCUGACACUCUCACUUCUUCGUGCCAUCAUUACGGAAGGAGAUGUAUAUCUGGACGGUCUCCCUACGCGCAACUUGAACCUAGACUCAUUACGAACAAGUAUCACUAUAAUCCCGCAAGUGCCCGAAUUGCUGAGCGGCACUAUCCGCGACAACCUCGAUCCCUUCAGUCAAUCCGACGAUGCGACAUUAAACAGUGCAUUGCGUUCCGCGGGUCUGAACUCCUUACAGAACGAUGAUAUGGAUGAAGAUGGCCGCAUAACUCUCGAUACCGAGGUCGCAAGCGGCGGGGGAAACCUUUCAGUUGGACAACGCCAGAUCAUCGCGCUCGCUCGUGCUCUAGUUCGCGGCAGCAAACUGCUCAUUCUCGAUGAGGCUACCUCUGCCAUUGACUAUAAGACCGACGCUGCGAUUCAGCAGUCCCUACGCAACGAACUACCGAAAGACGUCACAGUCAUCACCAUUGCUCAUCGCCUACAAACCAUCAUGGAUGCUGAUAAGAUCCUCGUCCUCGACGGAGGAAGACUGGCUGAAUUCGACACACCCGAAAGGCUGUUAGAACGAGAAGGUAUCUUGCGGGCCAUGGUGGACGAGAGUGACGACAAGGACACGUUGCGGAGUAUGGUAAAGAGAGUGAUAGGAUUAUAG